AUGAAUGAAGAGCCAGCGCUGCAAGCAAGAAAACCAUGUUUGAAGAAAUCAAAAGAGGAUGUGGACGGAUGGACACAUCUGGACCUGAGUUCUCAAGGAAUAAGGAAUAUAUCCAAGGCGCUGUUUGAUCUUACGUUUAUUCGAACGCUGAAUCUGAUGGGCAACGAAAUAGAAGUGGUUCCGAAGGAGAUAUGGAAACUAAAGAAUCUUGAGUCGUUGAAUCUCAGCAAGAACAAGAUCAGAUGCAUUCCUGUGGAAAUGGGCAAGAUGGUGAACCUGAGGGAGUUGGAUCUUAGUGACAAUCUGAUUUCGAAUGUGCCGAUGGAGAUAGGCACGCUAUACAAUCUUGAGGUUUUUGAGAUGUCGAACAAUCCGUUGAUAGUGCCUUUCAGUACGCUUGCUAAGGAGAAGAAGUUAUUGGCGUUCUGUAGGGAGCACAACACAGGAUAUUCGUCACCAAGCGAUAGGUCAUGGAUGGAGUGUUCCAGUAGGAAUGCCUUGCAUGGGGAUACCGUCAGUGUUGGGGUUUUUAACAUUCUUUCGAAUGUGUAUGCAUCUAGGCUUACGUAUGCACCGUCAUGGGUGAUCAAUCCUGAGUUCAGACGAGAGGGUGUUCUGCAGGAGAUUGUGCUGUACAAUGUGGACAUACUGUGCUUGCAAGAGAUUGAGCUGUACAGCUUUUUUGACUUCUACAAGGAGCAGCUUGAGAUGAGAUGCAGCUAUGAUUCAAUUAUAUAUCCGCGAGGAAGAGUAAAGAAUGUUGCUGAGAAGAAGAGCGUCGAUGGAUGCGCAAUAUUCUGGAGGCGAAGCAAGUUCCGGCUGAUUGCGCAGUUUCCGAUUGACUUCUACCAAAAAAUGGCACAGGAUGCUAAGUUUGAAGAAAACCGAAUGCUUCUUGACAGGUACGGAAAGAAGGAUAAUGUUGCAAUUGCUGCGCUUUUAGAGAAGACAAACGGGCAGCAGGUGCUGGUUGUGAAUACGCACAUAUUCUGGGAUCCUGAGUAUCCAGACAUUAAGCUGUUGCAGACGAUACUGCUGAUAGAGGAGAUCCAAAGGAUCAAAUCAAGGUAUCCAAAUGCAUUUGUAAUUAUGCAGGGCGAUUUUAACUCUCUUAGGUGCUCAUCUGUGUACAAAUCUGUAACAACUCAGCAAAUCGAUACUGCUGACUUUGGAGACAUGAAAUGCUACCAAGAUAUAUGCAAGGAUGCUACGGGCUUAGGCAUGAAAGAUGCAUAUGCGAGCCAAGAUCUGGAGUUUACGAACUUUACUCCUCAGUUUAAGGAUGUAAUAGACUAUAUAUUCUAUGGCGAUGGGUUGACAUUAACAUCCGUGUUGUCGCCCGUGGACAACGAAUAUACAGAAAAGGUUGUGGGCCUUCCAAGCAUUCACUUUCCUUCGGAUCACGUUUUCCUAGGUGCAAAGCUUGCAUUCCCAAAUAAGAUGUCUGUAUCAAGCAUGUUUAAUAAGUCCCUGGCAAAGUAG
Molecule: messenger RNA, 1482 nt
Organism: Ordospora pajunii
Lineage: Eukaryota; Fungi; Microsporidia; Ordosporidae
Product: putative endonuclease/exonuclease/phosphatase
Exons: 1
Coding region: 1-1482 (493 amino acids)
Biological process (GO): nuclear-transcribed mRNA poly(A) tail shortening
Cellular component (GO): cytoplasm; nucleus; CCR4-NOT complex
Molecular function (GO): protein binding; poly(A)-specific ribonuclease activity
Source: RefSeq, a predicted model, not a curated record